This is a messenger RNA of Cooperia oncophora, 420 nucleotides long. The record is from the annotation of a GenBank genome assembly. Lineage: Eukaryota; Metazoa; Nematoda; Chromadorea; Rhabditida; Trichostrongylidae.
AUGAAGCUCUUAGCGCUUGCUUUCUGCGUUUGCCUUGCCCAGGUGUCUUUCACGUCCAAGGAGUAUGAUCUUGGUUUGUCCUUUCACCUUCGCCACCACUCUUCACGUUUACGAGACCAAUUUUCAUUUACAGCGGCACUUCGAGCUCAGAAAGUCCCACCAGAAGCGCAGACGCUGACUGGUGAGCGGCUUGUCAAAUACCUCAAGGAAAAUCAAAAACUAUUUGAGGUUGCAACAAAACCGACAAUCCGUAACUUGAAGAGUAGGGUCAUGGAUCCGAAAUAUAGCGAUCAGGGCCCGGCCACUAUUGUUAUGCACGAGGACGACAUCAAUGACGACAUUCCAGAAAGGUCAGUCAAAAUGUUAAUAGGUUGUAUUACGCUGCGUGCUUUGACGGCAAAAUCUGCUACGAAGUAUUAA